AUGGCAUCAACAGGGCUUCAGCUGCUGGGCUUGGUAGUGGCUGUGGUGGGCUGGGUAGGGGGGGCGCUGGUGUGUGCGGCUCCUCUGUGGCGUGUGUCGGCCUUUGUAGGAGGCGAGCUGGUGAUUGCUCAGGUGCUGUGGGAGGGACUGUGGAUGAACUGCUUGUCUCAGACCACAGGCCACAUCCAGUGUAAGACCUACGACUCCACCCUGGCCCUACCCACAUCCGCCCAGGCCGCCCGAGGCCUCACUGUCCUCUCCCUGCUUGUCUGUGUUGUGGCGUUCAUACUUGGGGUGGCUGGGGCAAAGUGCACCCACUGCAUGGGGGACGGCAACCAGGUCGCCAAGGCUCGGCUGGCUAAGAUAGCUGGGAUUCUUUUCCUUGUGGCCGGCCUGGCCUACUUGAUUCCCAUUUGUUGGACCACCGGUGCAAUAGUCAAGGACUUCUAUGAUCCAAAUGUUGCGGCACCAUUAAAACGAGAGCUGGGACCAGCACUGUACCUGGGUUGGGGGGCCAGUGUGCUGCUGCUGGCUGGGGGUGCUCUGCUGUAUGUCGGCUCCUCCCCACCAGGAGGCAGAGCGUUACCUAUUUUUGGAGGAGCAAUGAAAGACAACCUGCAAACAGUGGCAGCAGGCGGAGUUAAACAACAGGAGAAAUCUUUUGUAUAA
This is a messenger RNA of Myripristis murdjan (pinecone soldierfish), 669 nucleotides long. RefSeq names its product claudin-9-like. Gene Ontology annotation, cellular component: membrane; bicellular tight junction. The transcript has a single exon. The coding region runs from base 1 to 669 and encodes 222 amino acids. The record is from RefSeq and is a predicted model, not a curated record. Gene Ontology annotation, molecular function: structural molecule activity. NCBI's taxonomy places the organism in Eukaryota, Metazoa, Chordata, Actinopteri, Holocentriformes, Holocentridae.